AUGGCAUUGGGAGGCAGCUUCAAGCUCAACACAGGCCACAACAUGCCCGCCAUCGGGCUGGGAACAUGGCAAUCAAAGACGGACGAAGUCCGCGAGGCUGUCAUUGCAGCGUUGAAAUGCGGUUAUCGUCACAUCGAUGCCGCCGCGGUUUACGACAAUGAACGGGAGGUGGGAGAUGGGAUUCGGGAAUCUGGGGUUCCUCGUGAGGAUAUCUUCAUCACGAGCAAACUGUGGAAUACCCACCACCACCCCGAAAAUGUCGAAGCUGCUGUGGAUAAGUCUCUUGCUGACCUCCAAACGGGUUAUCUCGAUCUUUAUCUUAUCCACUGGCCAGUAGCAUUCAGCUACUCAACAACAACCAAUCAGCCAGUCAAUGGGCAAACGGGCCUGAUCGACGUGGUCAACGUGCCGAUCAAGGAUACAUGGGCGGAAAUGGAAGCAUUAGUCGCGAAGGGCAAGAUUCGUUCAAUCGGAGUGAGCAAUUUCACCCGCGAGAAUAUCGAGGAGUUGUUGAAAACAGCAACGAUCCCUCCAGCCGUCAACCAGAUCGAGGCUCACCCGUACCUCCAGCAGCGGGAUCUCUUAGAGUGGUCGAAGGAUAUGGGAAUCGUUGUCACGGGGUAUUCUCCCCUGGGAAAUAACAUAUACAAUAUCCCUCGAGCGGUGGACGAUCCCCUCGUGAUCGAGAUAGCCAAAUCAGUGGACAAGACUCCAGCACAAGUCCUAAUCAGCUGGGCCGUUCAACGGGGUACUGUGGUCCUUCCCAAAUCUGUCACCCCAGAGAGAAUCCAAAGCAACUUCCUUGACUUCAUCCUCCCUAAAGAUGCCUUCGAGGCUAUCCAGUCCCUGGAACGCCAUCAACGAAUGAACUUCCCAGCCCGACUGGGUGUCGAUAUCUUCGGCGAAGUGGGCGAAGAGAGUGCCAGGCAAAGUGCGUUGGCGUGGGCGGAAGAGCAGAGACAGUUGAAGAGCCGGGUCUGA
Aspergillus sclerotioniger CBS 115572 is the source of this 981-nucleotide messenger RNA. RefSeq names its product aldo/keto reductase. Bases 1 to 981 code for a protein of 326 amino acids. Gene Ontology annotation, molecular function: aldose reductase (NADPH) activity. NCBI's taxonomy places the organism in Eukaryota, Fungi, Ascomycota, Eurotiomycetes, Eurotiales, Aspergillaceae. The record is from RefSeq and is a predicted model, not a curated record. The transcript is spliced from 8 exons. Gene Ontology annotation, cellular component: cytosol.